AUGAUACCAAAAGCAAUCCUCAGUCACCCAAUAAUAGACUUCCUCGCAAAUCAUCCAAUACUCAAUGGACUUCUGAUACGGAUAAUUCUCGCAUGGUUCUUGCCUUGGCUCAUGGAUGGCAGUGAAGUUCCUUACACCGAUAUUGACUUUCAUGUCUUUACGGAUGCGGCCAGGUAUAUCUCCAUGGGGAAGUCGCCCUACGACCGACAUACCUAUCGAUACACUCCAUUUCUUGCUGCUUUCUUGUCAUAUAUACCCAAGGAAGCCGGGAGAUAUCUCUUUUGCAUUGCCGACACGAUUUGUGGUUGGAUCAUUCUACGGUUUCGAAAAUCACGGCGACCACCAUCUGAAAAUAGGAAUCGACUCACACAGUUGCAGGAUGGGAUCUGGUGGCUCUACAAUCCUUUGGCAAUCAACAUUUGUACAAGGGGGUCGGCAGAAAGUCUCAUGGUGCUAUUACCAGUUUUGCUGACCGUUCAAAUACUCAGCUACGAUGAAAAGUCAAUCGGUUGGAAGAGAGCUGUCUUGGCUGGUCUAUCACAUGGGGUGGCAAUACACUCCAAGCUAUAUCCAGUGAUAUAUACGUUGUCUUAUAUGGUUCACUUUGUUCAAAUCAACUGUGACAAUGUCGGUGCUGGAUUUCCUUGGUUCGAACCAAAACGACUGUUGCGGCUGGUGCAGCUUUGGAUUCGCCGACUGUUUACACCUAUUCCUCUACUCUUCUUAAUCACCUCACUUGCUACCUUUGGUGGACUCACAUGGUUGGGUGUAAGAAUAUAUGGCGAAGUCGCCUUGCAAGAAGGGUUGCUGUAUCAUUUUACCAGGGUGGAUCAUCGACACAACUACUCCAUGUACUGGUAUUGGAUCUAUCUGGCUUUGGCGAAAUCAGGAUCCAACUUGGGUCUCAUUAGCCGGAUGUUACUGCUACCUCAAAUAGUACUGCUAGUGUAUUCCAGUCUGGGAAUUGCUUCACGCAAUCUGGGCUUGGCUUUGUUUGUUCAAACAUAUCUAUUUGUGACACACAACAAAGUCAUUACGGCGCAAUAUUUUACAUGGUACCUCUGUUUGCUACCACUUUGCAGUGAUGCACUAGCAUUGACGCGAGAGGUUAUAUUUGCACUGGUUGGUCUACUACUUUCUAUUGGUAUGUGGUUGGGGUCCGCCUACUGCUUGGAGAUGCAAGGGAUGGCUGUCCAUCGAGUCGUCUGGUUUGCCUCUGUGGUGUAUUUCUUUGCCAAUGUCAACCUAAUGGGGGCGAUACUACGGUCCUACAACAUCAAGCAAGAAAGAAUAAAGGCUUCCAAAGCUGAUGGAAAGAAUGACUGA
Molecule: messenger RNA, 1326 nt
Organism: Cylindrotheca closterium
Lineage: Eukaryota; Bacillariophyta; Bacillariophyceae; Bacillariales; Bacillariaceae
Source: the annotation of a GenBank genome assembly